CCGGUCCCGGCGGCGGGCUUCCGGUCCGGCUGGGAGCUGGCGGGGCUCGGGCGCGGCGGCGGCAUGUCUGAGGAGCGCGCGGCGCCGGCGAGCGCCGUGUCCCUCGGGGAGGUGAGGAGCUGGCCGGAGGCGCUGUGCCGCCGGGAGCUGCCCUCCGUCCUGCCCCAGCUGCUGUCUAUGUAUCAGCAUUCUGACAACUGGAUGGAGCAUAUUCAAAUUCUGAAAGUUAUUGUGGAAAUGUUUUUACCUCAUAUGAACCACCUGACACUGGAAGACACUUUGUUCUCACAAGUGCUGCCAAAGACUGUGGAAUUAUUUGAUGACAUGAUGUGUGAAUUAACCAGUCAAGCUAGAGGAUUAUCAAGCCAAAACGUAGAAAUCCAGACCACUCUAAGGAAUAUUUUACAAACAAUGGUGCAGCUACUAGGAGCUCUUUCAGGAUGCGUUCAGCAUGUUUGUGCCACCCAGGAAUCCAUCGUUCUGGAGAGUAUCAAUAGUCUGCCCUCCUCAGUCCUUCAUGUAAUCAAAAGUACAUUUGUACAUUGUAAGAAUAGUGAAUCUGUCUAUUCUGGACAUUUACACCUCGUUUCAGACCUCCUCCAAGCUCUCUUCAAGGAGGCCUAUUCUCUCCAAAAGCAGCUGAUGGAGCUGCUGGAUAUGGUCUGCGUGGGCCCUUCAGGAGACGAGAGCGGCGGCACUCUGAGUACGGCGGCAGGUGGGUCCGAGGACUUGCUCUUUGUUAUUCAUUCAUUGUUGGAUAUCUGCUCUGUCAUUUCCAGUAUGGACCAUGCGUUUCAUGCCAAUACUUGGAAAUUUAUAAUUAAGCAGAGCAUUAAGCACCAGGCAAUGAUAAAGAGUCAGCUAAAACACAGCGCCGUGGUCAGCGGCUUGUGUGAAGACACUCUUCUCUCCUUCCACUCCUGUGUGCAGCUGGCCGAGCAGACGGCAGAGUCAGGUGCACAGGAUACUGUUGAUUACAGAUUAUUUCAGAAAACGCUCAAAUUGUGUCGCUUCUUUGCCAACUCCCUUUUGCACUAUACUAAGGAAUUUCUUCCUUUCCUUUCUGAUUCCUGCUGUGCGUUGCACCAGCUUUAUCUCCAGAUACACAGCAAGCUCCCUCCAAGCCUGUAUGCUGCCGGGAUUCCGGAUCCCCAGCAGGAAGAAAUAGCAGCUGCUUUCCUGGUGACGCUGGACCUGCUUAUCAGUCAGCUCCUCACAUUCCAACCUUUUGUGCAAGUGGUUUUGGACAGUAAAUUAGAGCUCCCAUGUGAACUGCAGCUUCCACAGUGUCUUCUGCUGGUUGUCAUCCUGGAGAAGCUGCCCUCCCAGCCGGAGGGUGUGCAGGCCCUGUGGUGCACCGAAGGCCAGAGCUCAGGAGCCUCAGCCAGGCUCUCCCUCCUUGGCGCUGUUUUCUUCAGUUUCGAGCAGUGUUCUGCUGAGCUCUCCCUGCCCGUCCGUCUCCAGGGAGCGCAGGGCCGGGGGCGAGCCGCGGCUGCUGUCACCCUCUAUCAGCACGUUUGUGUUCGUCUGUGCGCCUUCAUUGCUUCCGUCCACCCCUCCCUGUUCCCUCAGCUGGACACUGCCCUGCUGGACGCGGUGCUCAGCGCGCACAUGAUCACCUCUCUGCUUGCCGUGGACGCCUGGUGCUUUCUCGCCCGGUACGGGACGGCGGAGCUCUGUGCCCACCACGUCACCGUAGUGGCUCACCUGAUUAAGUCUUGCCCGGGAGAGUGUCACCAGCUCACCAGCCUGUCGGUGCUCUUGAGGCGGCUCCUCUUCCUCAUGGCCCCCCCGCAGCAGGUGGAGUUUCUCCGGAACUUCUCCCCCAGAGUGGCAGCAAAUCUGCUUCUGUGGCAGUGUGUCUCCUUCCAGGCGUUUCCCGCUGAGCUCAGGGAACAGGCUGCGCUCGAGGUCUGCAGAGCGGGUGCCGACCAGGGCCGGGAGUGGCUGAGCGGCCCCCGCCGUCUGGGAGAGCUUGCGGGUCUGAACACGCUGCUGUCCGCCUUGCUUGCUGUGUGCGCCUCUGCCGGUGAUGCUCUGGACAGCGCGCAGCGUGCCGCAGUGGUGGACGUCGGGAGUCGGCUCUGGGCGCUUCUAGACGUCACACUGGUGAGAGCAGCGAGUUGUCUCCCAGAACAGGUAACAAGUCAACCUUCCGUUCAGCAAACACUCAGCCUUCUGUGUCCACUGCUGGGAUUUUUCAUUCAAACUCUAGAUCCUCAGCUGAUCAGCCAGCCGGACUGGAGCGGCAGGGUCACAGCCGGGGGAUCCUUGGAGUGCUGCCUGGAGGUGCCCCGGUUUUGGAGGCUUAAAGCUGAUGGAGAGAGAAAAUUGGAAAAGGCCUUCAUCUCAUCUGAAGCAAUUUAACAGCUUUGAGCGGGUCCAUACUGGACAGAAUUGAUCGCCAAAUUCAAAGUGGUUUAAGCUUAGUUGUGUAAGAAACAAAACGGUCACGAGGUGAACUGAGCGCGCCCUGCUUGGGUGGGAGGGGGACGCCCGCACAGGGUUCUGUGCUGGUGGGAAGAGGCUCGAGGGACGCCUGGGUUCAGUGACCCUGGGGAGGAGGCGGGUGCGUGAAGAUCUCAGCAGUGCCAGAUUUACAAAUGAGGUGCAUUUUGUUACCACAGGUUGUGAUACGGAUGACUUAAUCACAAAUGAUGAGUACAGUAAAUUGACUAAAAUUUUGAUUCUGAAGGUUCUAAUAUUUUUUUGAAAAAUAAAAUAUGGGUAAUUUUUAUGUGAUCGUACCCACCUUUAAAAAACCCAAAUGUAAAAUUUCAAGUAAGUGAAUUGUUUAUUUAGGCAUUGCUUCCUUUAUGGAAGAUUCAGUGGUUGGCAAACUGCCCUCCUGUUUUCAGCACGAGAGCAAAGGGUGAUUUUUACAUUUUUAAAGACUUAUAAAAACAGAACAAUGUGUGGCAGGGAGCGUGUUGCCUGCAAAGCCUGAAGUAUUUGCCAUCCGGCCCCCGACAGAAAAGUCUGACAGCCCAUGCUUUAAAUAGUGAACUUCUCUCACUAGAUUUUAAACCGCAACGUAACUCCUAAAGACUUGGAAGAAGAGCACCUGGUAUAGUUUUUAGGAACCUCCUUCCCCUAAUCCGUACUUGGCCCGUUGCCCGAACACUGUGAGAACUGACCGGGUCAUCUGGUUGUUCUGCUCAGAUUCCGCUUGGGAGGUUCGGGUUCUGCUCGCCCUCCCCUGUCCCCGCCCCCAUCCGAGCCUUAGUUCGUGGCUCUGCCAAGCGUGAGUGCUCAGUGCUGACUGUCCCCCGCCCCCGCCCCCAGGGGGUCGCCUUGCAGGCCUCUCUGCUGCAGCGGGAGCCCCCCGACCACGUCUGCUUGGCGGUGCUGGAGUUCGUGGCUUCUCUGGGGAGACUCUUCAUGC
Messenger RNA from Manis javanica (Malayan pangolin), 3385 nucleotides. The record is from RefSeq and is a predicted model, not a curated record. NCBI's taxonomy places the organism in Eukaryota, Metazoa, Chordata, Mammalia, Pholidota, Manidae.